Capsicum annuum is the source of this 951-nucleotide messenger RNA. RefSeq lists its product as uncharacterized. NCBI's taxonomy places the organism in Eukaryota, Viridiplantae, Streptophyta, Magnoliopsida, Solanales, Solanaceae. The record is from RefSeq and is a predicted model, not a curated record. Gene Ontology annotation, molecular function: protein dimerization activity. The transcript has a single exon. Bases 1 to 951 code for a protein of 316 amino acids.
AUGGAUAUACUUGAUAAUAUUGUUGAAACUGUACAUUCUUUGGAUGAAAGAUCUAGGGCUACAGGAUAUAUUAGAGCUGCUCAAACGUAUGAGGUUGCAUUCAUAUUAUAUUUGAUGAGAAAAAUUUUAGUAAUUACGAACGAUCUUAGUAAAUGUUUACAUAAAAAAGAACAAGAUAUUGCAAAUGCUAUGCUACUUGUUGAUAUAGCCAAGAGAAGGUUGCAAGAGUUAAGGGAAGAUAAUAAAUGGGAUUUGUUUGUUUCUGAGGUGUCUACAUUUUGUAUCAAGCAUAACACUAUGGUACCUGCUUUUGAUGAGUUGUAUGUUAACUCUGGAAGAUCACGGCGUAAACCUGCUGACUAUACUGUCUUUCAUCAUCAUCGUGUUGAAGUUUUUUGCAAAAUAAUUGAUUGGAAAUUGCAAGAACUUAAUGAUUGUUUUGAUGAGGUGACAACUGAGUUGCUUCAUGGUGUUGCUUGUUUGAAUCCGGUAGACUCAUUUUCAAGUUUUGACAUCCAGAAAAUAAUGAGAAUGGCUGAAUUAUAUCCUGAUGACUUUGAUGAACUUAAUAUGUGUACACUGAAGAAUCAGGUUGCAAAUUACAUUAUUGAUGUUCGUGACAUCGAUAAAAGGUUCUCCAAUUUAAAUGGGCUUUGUGAUCUUUCAAAACAAUUGGUUCAGACAAAAAAGCAUUCCUGUUAUCCUCUUGUAUUUCGUUUGGUGAAAUUUGCGUUGCUUCUGCCAGUUGCCACUGCAUCUGUUGAAAGAGCCUUUUCAGCAAUGAAGUUUAUUAAGAAUGAGUUGCGGAGUAGAAUGAACGAUGAAUUUUUGAGUGGUUGCAUGGUUCCUUUUGUUGAAAAAGAUCUGUUUAAUAACGUUUCAACUGGUGAUAUUAUUGUCUUUUCAAGUAAUGAAACCUCGUCGAGUGGUAUUGUAAUUAUAUUUUGUUGA